AUGCUGAGGUUCAUAGCUCGCCGGAGCAAACCCCAGCUCGUCGCACCGGCGCGGGCGACGCCCCGGGAGACCAAAGCCCUCUCUGGCCUGGAUGACUGCGCCUACCUGAAACACUAUGUCGGCGGCGCAGAGUUUUUCCGUCCGGUCCGCCGCGAGCACGAGCCGGCGACGGACCCCGCCAAGGCCAUCAGGGCGGCCCUCGCGGAGGCCCUGGUCCACUACUACCCGCUCGCCGGCCGGCUGCGGGAGACGCCCGGAGGCAGGCUCGUGGUGGAAUGCACCGGCGAAGGGGCCGUGUUCGUGGAGGCUGACGCCGACGUGCGCCUCGAGGAGUUUGGCCACCCGCCGCGGCCGCCCUUUCCGUGCCGGCAAGAGCUUCUGUGCGACGUCGAUGAGCGCACCCCAGUCGUUGACAACCACUUGGUCUACAUGCAGUUGACGAGACUGAGAUGCGGAGGCUUUGUUCUAUCUGCCCACAUGUGCCACAACGUGGUCGACGCCUUCGGCAUGAUCCAGUUCAUCGGAGCCAUCGCCAAUCUAGCCCGCGGCGAGGCCCGUCCGACCGUCCUCCCCGUCUGGAGCAGGGAGAACAUGUUCAAGCCACGCACGCCCCCUCGUGUCAGGCGUGAUAUCUUCCCAGGCUGCAUUUCCGCAGGCGUCUCCACCGCCGACACGACGCCACCCGCAGACAUAGUGACCCGGAUCUUUCGCUUCGGCCCGAAAGAGAUCGCCACUCUUAGAAGCUACGUGCCGGCGCACCUCGCACGGUCCUGCACCAGAUUCGAGCUGCUCACUGCGUUCAUGUGGAGGUGCCGCACCGUGGCGCUAGACUACGAGCCUGGGCCCAACGGACCGCCCGUGCGCCUCGUGUUUCGCAUGAACACGCGGGGCAAGUACCCGCCGAUCCCCAUAGGGUAUUACGGCAACACCGUCCUCCGCCCAAUGGUGGAGGCCGGUGUUGAUGAUCUUUGUGGCAAGCCUCUCGGGCAUGCUCUUGAGCUGGUGCGCAAGGCAUGCAGGCUCAGCACGACGGAGGAGCACGUGAGGUCGACGGUGGACAUGAUCACCGCGCUGCGCGCGCACCGAUACCUCGAUGUGGAUAGAGCUUUUCAUGUGUGUGAUAUGACUCGCCUUGGAGAGGAUGGAAUUGACAUGGGAUGGGCCAAGAGGGUCGGUGGCGGUGUCGCCUACGUCCUAGACCAAAUGAGCUACCACCUGGCUUUCAGGAAUGAGGAUGGUGAGGUGACCACCCUUGUGUCCUCCGACGCCUUGCUCAGGCCUACGCUGGAGAGGCUUGCAGAGGAGAUACCCAUGUGGAUGACCAAUGAUGCAAAGAAGAUUAUACCCAGCUCCAUGUGA
Molecule: messenger RNA, 1359 nt
Organism: Triticum turgidum subsp. durum (durum wheat)
Lineage: Eukaryota; Viridiplantae; Streptophyta; Magnoliopsida; Poales; Poaceae
Source: the annotation of a GenBank genome assembly